AUGGCUAAUGGAAAGGUAACAUUUUGGCUUUUUAAAGCCUUUUUGGUUUUUUAAAACCUUUUUUUUUGUUUUUCAAUGUUCGCUUAGCCAUAAUAUAAGAGAAAAGAAACCCAAAAAAUUUUUUUGAAGGGUGGAGGGGCAACAAGAUUUAAAAAAAAACUAUUUUUUGUUAAAUGUGUUAGCUUUUGAAAGAAAAUUUUAAAAAAUAAAAUAAAAGUGAAAGUGAAAAUCACUUUUUAAAAAUUUUUAGCUAUUUUUGAAAUCUCUAAGAAUAAUUUUUAAAAUCUAAAACCCAUUUUUAGCACCGCACCCCAGCCUACUUUGGUCCAGGUGACUACCAUCCUGAUGACCUUACCAUCCACCCCUUCAAAAUCGACAUUAGUAGCACAGUACUCAACGACCUAAAGGAACGUCUUCGAAACGCUCGUAUUACUCAUUCCAAGAUCGAAGAAUGUAACGAUUUCGACUACGGAUUCAACCUCACGAUCUUGAACAAAUACUUGACGUACUGA
Messenger RNA from Bursaphelenchus okinawaensis, 512 nucleotides. Lineage: Eukaryota; Metazoa; Nematoda; Chromadorea; Rhabditida; Aphelenchoididae. The record is from the annotation of a GenBank genome assembly.